Molecule: messenger RNA, 2076 nt
Organism: Aureococcus anophagefferens
Lineage: Eukaryota; Pelagophyceae; Pelagomonadales; Pelagomonadaceae
Exons: 3
Coding region: 1-2076 (691 amino acids)
Source: RefSeq, a predicted model, not a curated record
AUGUCAGACCGAGCCAUCAUCCGCCUGCACAAGCGCAUCGUCUUCCGCGUCAACGCGUUCGCCAUCCUCGAGCAACAAUACCAAGAAGCGCAGAGCCGCGACGAGGCGCAGAUUUCCUUCACGGCGGAGUGCCCCUUGUAUGGUGGCUACAAGAAUUCUGAAGUGCUCGCGGUGGUGCGCGUGCUGCUUCAAGGAGAGUGGUGUAUGCAAUACACGCUCUCGUACGGCGUCGAGUACGCCGGCCGUAAGAUGUCGGUGUACUCCAACACGGGGUACCACUUCGGCGACGCGGCGGAGAUCACGUUCUGGAGCGACGUCACGCAGCAGACGCUGCGCUUCGAGUCCGAGAGCGCGCGCAUGGUCGAGCUCCUCGUCCGCGUCGGCCGCGACCUCAGCGCCACGGACGAGUUGCUCCGCGAGGCCUACAAGCGCCUCCCGGACACGGGCGUCAACGUCUACAAGCGGAGCAACGCGAACUUCGCGCACGCGAGCGUCGAGCCGUUCCUCGUGCAGUACCCGCUCAUCGAGCCGCCGUCGGCCGACGACUCCGAGGGCGCCUCCAUGCGCACGCUCUUCGGGGAGCCCGAGUCCGACUCGUCCGACGACGUCCCCAUCGCGCUCGCGCUGACGCUCCACCGCCAGCCGCGCCUCCCGCGCGGCGUCGCGCCGCGCGACGAGGAGCAGGAGGAGGACGACGAGGACGACGGCCACGUGGCCGCGCGCACGCGCUCCAAGACGCCCGAGAAGAAGCAGCUCGCGUCCAUGGCCGACAAGAAGCGCGCGGUCUCGACGAGCGACGACGCGGGCUCCGCCGCGGAGUGCCCGUUGACCAUCGGCAUGGACUGCGUGAACUGCGAGCAGUCGGGCACGUCGCUGCGCUGCAUCACGUGCCUCAUGGCGGUCUGCAGCCUCUGCUGCGCGGCGGGCGAGUGCAUCAACUGCCGCGACGGCGACAAGGCCGCGGCCUACCUGAGCUGGCCCUACAACAUCAACCUCCUCGUCGCCAAGGGCAUCAUCAUGAACCAGGUGCGCAUGGACGCCAACGUCGGCGCGGCGCUCCAGCACCUCUGCGAGACGGCGACGGGCUUCCGGCUCUGCGACCUCUCCGCGGACGCCUUGACGAUCGAGAUCGCGGCGGGCGCGAUCAUGGAUCUCGAGCGCUUCAUCCGCGGCGACGGCGUCCUCACGUCCUUCUGGAUCAGCAAGUUCCGCAACUACCGCCCGACCGUCGGCAGCAUCAACCUCGGCGCGACCAACGAGGCGAUCCUCAUCUUCUCGGACGAGAACUGCAUCGCCUUCUGCCUCGCGCUCUGCCGCCUCGUCCAGCGCGGCCAGCAGUUCAUCACGACGCAGAUCAACGAGUGCCUCGCCAAGGCCUGGCUCCUGAAGGACAACGCCGGCGCGGGCGACAGCUCCCGCGUCGAGGACCACCUCAAGUUCUGCCUCGCGCAGCAGCAGUCCAUGAUCGACGCGCUCAACGCCAAGGCCGCGACGGACGCCGCGGCCAAGGCCGCCGCCGGCGGCAGCGGCGUCGCCGGCCGCGGCGGCGACAGCCUCAGGCCCGGCGCCCUCGGCGCGGCCGCGCGCGCGCAGAGCGGCGCGCCCGGCGACCCCUUCGCCACGCUCUCGGCGGCGCCGCGCGCGCCCUACGUCGGGACGCACCCGCUGCGCAAGGCCACGCCGCGCAAGGCGGCCACCGGCGCGAAACCCGCGGACGGCGCGCCCAAGGCCAAGAACCGGCCGACGAUGGCCGAGGUGCCCAAGGCGACGCGGCCCGUCUCGCGCAGCACCUGGUCGUCCUCGAACCCGGCGAAGGCGACCGCCGCGAGCGCGAGCCGCUUCGUCACCAUGCCGCCGCGCAGCCAGAAGAAGGGCCCCGGCGGCGGCUCGGCGAAGCCGCGGUCCAAGAAGCCGCGCGUCGACUACGAGGCCAUCGCCAAGGCCGCGGCGGCGGCGGCCGUCCGCGAGGCGCGCCGCGCGCACCAGGCCACGGAGGAGGACGACGACGCGUCGUUCGAGUCCGAGGAGCUCUGCGAGUCGUCGUCGUCGUCGUCGUGGGACGGCGAGGACGAGUAA